AUGGAUUCUAGGUGGGCCGAUACAACUGAUGAAGAGGAUGCUGGAUUGGACGCCCCUAUCGAGCCAUCUGAAGAUGCCGUUGCACCCCAAGAAUUGUUGAAGCCAAUUGAACAACCUGAGCAAGUGUCUGUUCCCGAUGGCAUGAACACGAACGCUGAUGAUGAUGACAGUGAUCACGAACGAAAGGAAGAGGAAGAAAGCAGCGAUGAAGAAGAGGAGGAGGAAGAAGAAGACGAAUCUGAACGCCAGAAAAGGUUAGAAGCGGCGCGAAAAGCAGCGGAAGAAAAGAAGAAAAAACAAGAGGAAGAGAAAUCUGAAGAUCUCGAUGACAUUUUCAGCGAAUUUGGCAUUGCCACUGACACUCCUGCCACCACAGAAACGACAACUGAUGAACCAGCGCAAGAACAAGGUAAUGAUGGUGCUGCGGAAUCAUCAAAUGCUAAGAGAAGGAGAAACAAGAAAAAAAAGAAGGGUGGUGCUGGUGGUGCCCCUGCGGAAUCUGCUGAGGAAACAAAGGAGGAAAGCGGCCCAGUGGACGUUGCUGCAGUCUUGAAAGCCAAGGCCAAGAAGAAGGGAAAGACGAACACCGCCGCUGCUGCCGCUGCCAAAGAAUUGAAAGGAAAGGAUGAUGGCAAGAAGAAAAAGAAGAAGAAAGAUAAGCUUCAAUUUGGACGAUAA
Molecule: messenger RNA, 678 nt
Organism: Cylindrotheca closterium
Lineage: Eukaryota; Bacillariophyta; Bacillariophyceae; Bacillariales; Bacillariaceae
Source: the annotation of a GenBank genome assembly